Messenger RNA from Pyrus x bretschneideri (Chinese white pear), 1557 nucleotides. Its product is annotated as lecithin-cholesterol acyltransferase-like 1. Gene Ontology annotation, biological process: lipid metabolic process. The record is from RefSeq and is a predicted model, not a curated record. NCBI's taxonomy places the organism in Eukaryota, Viridiplantae, Streptophyta, Magnoliopsida, Rosales, Rosaceae.
UCAUGAAGCCAUCACCAGGAUUGAAACUGUUGCUGGUGUUCUCAUCAAUGGUUUUGAUGCUGUAUAAGUGUCAGGCAGGAACUACCAACCUCCACCCUCUGAUCUUAAUACCUGGGAAUGGUGGGAACCAGCUGGAAGCCCGGUUAACCAACGAGUACAAGCCCUCCGGUCUGUUAUGCAACCGUUGGUACCCGUUUCAGAAGAAGAAGGACGGCUGGUUCAGGCUGUGGUUCGACCCGACCGUCCUCAUUGCUCCGUUCACCAGCUGUUUUGCUCAGCGGAUGACGCUUUAUUACGACGCAGUUUCGGAUGAUUACCACAAUGCCCCUGGGGUCCAGACUAGGGUCCCUCACUUUGGUUCCACUGAGUCACUUCUCUACCUUGAUCCCCGUCUCAAGCACAUCACAGGAUACAUGGCACCAUUAGUGGAAUCAUUGGAGAAGAUUGGAUAUGUCAAUGAUGAAACCCUAUUCGGAGCUCCAUACGAUUUUCGAUAUGGUUUGGCACCAGAAGGCCACCCAUGCCGCGUCGGCUCCAAGUUUUUACAAGACCUAACACAUUUGGUAGAAAAUGCAAGCACUUCCAAUGGAGGAAAGCCAGUCAUACUUGUGUCACACAGCUUAGGUGGCCUCUUUGCUCUCCAACUCCUUAACCGAAACCCGCUGUCUUGGCGGCGACAAUUCAUCAAACACUUGGUUGCACUCUGCGCGCCGUGGGGUGGCACUGUGGAUGAAAUGCUUACGUUUGCUUCAGGAAACACUCUAGGAGUCCCGUUGGUGGAUCCGUUGCUGGUAAGGGGGGAGCAAAGGAGCUCAGAGAGCAACCUUUGGCUGAUGCCGAAUCCUGAAAUAUUCGGUCCAAAAAACCUGCUUGUGAUCACCCCAAAUGCAACAUAUUCGGCCUCUGAUGUUCCCCGAUUUCUUGACGACAUUGGAUUUCGAGAAGGUGUUCAUCCUUAUAAAACUAGGGUUUUGGGUUUAAUGGAGGAGCUGGUAGCUCCUGGGGUGCCUAUUACUUGUGUUGUUGGAAGUGGUGUGAAGACGGCAGAGACUUUUUAUGGAAGUAACAGUUUCGAUGAGCAGCCUGAGAUUGUUUACGGGGAUGGAGAUGGGACUGUGAACAUGGUGAGCCUGUUGGCACAUGAAUCUCUGUGGUCCGAUACGAAAAAUCAAACUCUGAAAACGAUCAGAGUUCCGGGAGUGUCUCAUACAGCAAUGCUCAAAGAUGAAGAUGCACUUGAUGAAAUAGUAAGGGAAAUUUCUGGUAUUAAUUCCCAGUUAAGUUUUGUUGAGAAUGUAAGCGUUCAAUGAAUGGAUGGCUAUGUGGGGAUGCUAGCUAUUCUUCUCUUCGGACAUCACCACUCCAUCGCCUUCAACUGGCCAAGAACAUGGAAUAUUGAAAUUGAUGGAGUUGGACGACCUGGAGCAAUUAUUCACAAGGCAAGAGAUUGCUGCAAUCAUUCAGGCAAUAACAUUUUUAAUGUAAAAACUGAAUUUAUAACUAUUUUACUCAAUUCCGUUGACACGAGAUAAAAGUAUGAAUUAUUUGUCUAUUAAA